Messenger RNA from Cherax quadricarinatus, 2996 nucleotides. RefSeq names its product splicing factor YJU2. Gene Ontology annotation, cellular component: U2-type catalytic step 1 spliceosome. Gene Ontology annotation, biological process: mRNA splicing, via spliceosome. The record is from RefSeq and is a predicted model, not a curated record. NCBI's taxonomy places the organism in Eukaryota, Metazoa, Arthropoda, Malacostraca, Decapoda, Parastacidae.
UACAAACAAAUCAAUUGAACUAAGUCAGGAGAGAGAAUCGGGAGACGGGUGCAGCUGACGGCUUGUUUACGUCUGAUGGUGUUGACUGAGCCUCAUAGGCUGACUCAGCUUCACCAUAUCUGUUGCAUUUUGGUUCUAUUACUACUGCGUUUCCUUCAGUCCAGCUAAUCAGCGAUACAUUAACCCCUGGAGAAGUUGUUGCUGCUGACUUACUGACAACAUUUUGCUGAGGCUGCUGAACAUCACUAUCUAGCACGUUGUGUAUAAUUGUGAGGCCAGCCGGUCACCAUCCCAGGUAUGGUGCAGGUGAGGCUGUGCCCAGGGAUUCUCCUCCAUCUUUACCUCAUUGUGAACUUUUGCGUGUAAACACUUGUUCCACUGAUUUUUUUUAUAUCUAACUUGAAGUAUUUUAUUACUGACCACCGGGAGAUAGGGUCAAAACGGCUUAGGCUGUGGUGGACCUUAAUCCAAAGAAGAGGAAAGUGAUUUGAAGUUAUUUCACUAGCAACUUCCUGAGGUUUGUAACUAAUAACAUACCGAGGUCAUCACUGACACCAACGCUAUUACUCUGCCCUUUAUUUUCCACGUACAAACAUGUCGGAACGUAAAGUGCUCAAUAAAUAUUAUCCUCCAGACUUUGAUCCUUCUAAGAUCCCCCGGGCGAGGUGCCCGAGGAACCGUCAGUUUACUGUGAGGUUAAUGGUGCCCUGUAAUAUCAAAUGCUAUACUUGUGGUGAGUAUAUAGCCAAAGGCAAGAAAUUCAACGCCAGGAAAGAAGAUGUGGAGAAUAUGACGUACUUGGGUGUUAGAAUUUACCGGUUUUAUAUUAAGUGCCCAGGGUGCCUUGCAGAGAUAUCCUUUAGAACUGACCCUGAGAGCACAGAUUAUGUUAUCGAGGCUGGUGCUCAUCGUAAUUUCCAGGCCUUAAAAUUAGCAGAAGAACAGGCAGCAAGAGAAGAGCGUGAAGCAAAAGAGGAAAUAGAAUCAAACCCAAUGUUACUUUUAGAAAACCGAACUCAGCAGUCCCAGUAUGAGAUGGAGGUGUUAGAAUCACUUGAAGAUCUACGUGAAAUGAAUGAUAGACAUGCAGGUAUCGAUCUAGGUAAGAUUGCAGAGAAGUUUGAAAGUGAAAGGAGGAUGACUCGAGAACAAAUUGGUGAAGCAGAGAGACUAGCAGCACUGAGAGCUCUUGGGUAUGAAAUGGUAGAAGGAUUAAUUGUCAAGAGAAUUGCACCUGAGGAAGUGGACAGUGAAACACCACUUAAAAAAAUAAAAAAAUGUGAAGAUUCAAAAGCUUCGAACAUUUCUACUAAUUCUAAUACAGUUGGAAAUAAAACAAAGAAAAAUAACAUAAAAUCCAGAUUAUCAGGAAUUAUUAAAACAAAAGUUCCACAAGAGGCCAAGGCAAGUACUGCCAGUUCACAAGAUAAGUUGAAACAUGAUUCAUCUCAAGUAUCAACAUCAGAAAAAUCAGCAGAAGAAAAGAUUGGACUACUUAAUAAGCCUGAGAAACUAUCACUAGCAGAAAAAUGCACUAGUGCAGUUUUGUCAGGUGGAGCCUCAGUAGGUAUUCCAAUGGUUAAGUCAGGCUCUACAGGGCUCAGUGGCCUUUCUUUUCUUGGAGUGUACUCUGAUUCUGAAAGUGAUGAGAGUGAGACAUAACUCACAGUAAAUAUGUCCAUGUUUGUAUUUAUGUUGUAGACUACAGAAUACCCUUUGUUUAACAGACUUUGGAAAUUCGUGACAAAAUAGGUUGGAUCAGUUGAUUCAGAAACAGCAGACAAAUUCUGUUAGUUACAGAAUUGUCAUGGCUAAACAGUCUUGUUUCUCAGUCACAGUCAUUAUUACCAGUCACUCACUCUUCUCUGUUAGUCUUAAAUUGAGGAUUUUCUGUAUUAGAAUAUCAUUCACCCAUUUGCACUACAAUUACGGUACUGAGAAAUGUUUGAGAAAAGUGUUGAAUUACUCCUACAGGUAUAUAUCUUUACAUGACUGUAAUUUACUGUUUUAAUAAUUCUUUAUCUGUAUGACCCUUGUGGAUUUAGCACAUAGUUUUGAGUGAAAUAAUAAUUCUUAGUGAAAACUCAAAUAUUUAAUACCUGUAUAUUAAAAAUGGAUUUUUAUUUUGAUCAGGUUAAUACAUACACAAUACUGUACUAUGUAUAAAAAUGUAAGAGAAAUCAGGCACCCAGACUUAAUCUGUAUAGAUUUUUUUUAUUUUUCAUUAUCCACUUUCAUUAGGCAGUCAGAUGUUUUUAUUUACAUUUUGUUAACAUCUAAUUCAGAAUUCUUGGUUUUCUCAUUUUUUUUUUCAAAUUUGAAGAGUAUCUUUCAUUACAAUAGAGUUCCAGAUAAUAUUCUUUUAUAUAAAUGUGUUAAUUGCUUUAAUAUUGUGUAAUUUAUAUUUAUUAUGCAUAAUGUUCAAUUUCUGUAUACUACGGGAAAAAACUUUGAAGGCCCUCUCUGACAAUGACAGUCAUACAAUUGAUAUACUACUGCACAAUACUUAACAUAAUUUUUGUAGAGUAUUAUAUAAACAUUUUUUUUUUGUAGUGUACAUGUUUGCUUGGAAGUAUAAUUUUCUAUUCCUUGUGUUUUAAUAAGCUUAAAAACCAAUUUAUUUUUAUUUUUUCCUCUUUAUGCCAAUUGUAUGAUGUCCAAGAAGAAACAUUUGAUGUCAAAUUAUUAUCAUUUUAUAUAGCAGGUACAGAAGGUCCUUGAGAAAUGCUAAUAGAGUACAUACUGUACUCUUCUCAUGUACUAUUAUCAGCAAAAUGUUUGUAAUGAAAUUCUGCAAUAUAUUUGGCCAAGUACAAUUUCUCAAUUAUUUUAUGGUAGCACGCAUGUGCUUAGGUGUGAGAUAUGAACGAUAGGGACCCCAGAGGGGUUUUAUUAGGCUGAAUUAAAUAAUCACCUAACACCAUUAUAUGCUUAAAAUACAAUCACUGUGAAAAUAAAAAUGUGAAAUGCAGUGUAAAAAACUGAAUUUUUUUAAA